AAAGAUAUACCGCUCGGCUACUCACAGUUUAGCCCUGCAGCUCCACCGGAGGUGAUAGUCAAAGUACAGUCGCGACUGCCACAUCAAUAUAAACGACUGAUACAGGAGCCACAGUUGGCUAAAACGAUAACAUCAUGGCAGGGGUAAAGUUCACCGGCAGAGUCCAAUCCAGGUUAACCCACGCAUGCACACAAUGAUAUCACGCGAUACAUGAAAUACAGACCAUAAACAGGAUUCACUCUCUGCCACUAGGUCCCCUGUGUCCCGCCGUUUCUGACCUUCAUCCCACAACACGUCUUUUCAGCUCAUCUGGUCCAGCCGGAGAAGUUCAGCACCACGCCUUGCGUUUGACAGCUGCAGUGAUUCACCGAGAGCCAGAAUGAAAACAAACAAAGUGUGGUUUUAUUUUUGAGAGUCAACAUGCUGACAAUUUUCAUGACGUUGUUCUUUUUCUGGUGACUACGCAUGAGAACAGACUUAAAGAAUGACCGGUAAAAAAGCCGCCUGAAGGGAGUGAGAGCAAGCGGGCGGGAGUGUCGUCUUGCCACGUUGUCUGAAAAAAGAAAUGCGGGCGGGAGGAGGAACAACCAUCGUCACACUUUCACACUAUUUCAAUAUAAGUUUGACGUACAACUCCAACAAUUAGAGGAUGUCUGAGGACGUCAGACCUCUGAGCCAUUUCUAUUUAUUUUUUUGUCUCUUAAACUUCCCAGCCACUGCGUGGAUAUGAUAUGUCCUACAGCGCUUUCCAUAGGCCUACCUACCUUAUUGUUCAAGCAUAUUUGAAAAUAAUAAACAUUUUGGAAACUAUAUAUGUAAGAGUUAUGAUUAAAGCUACUAUUUUGUGAUGCUCAUAAAUAGCCAUAGCCUACAUAAAGUAUACGGCUAGGUCUAGCGGGGAAACAUACGGUCACGACGUCGCCCCAGAUAACCUCUUAAAAACCUCUUGUAAAGAGGUCACGUCUCUGCAACAUCAAGGUAGAACCUCGUCACGACGAUGACGCCGGGACGUCACGCUGUGAGCUGAGGUCAUACCCGCGUUGUCACCUCUGGCGAACCCCGGUCUGCCUGUUUACAUUCACAGAGGGCUGGCGCUGUUUAUGUGAAACCAUGGUUCCUAGGGUUAGUGGAGCUAACAAAGCUUUUUGAAUCUUGAAUCUUGAAUCUAUUUUUAGUAGGCCAAUCGACGAUGAAGGCCAUUUGCCAGAUAAUAACAAUUGGCUCAUAUAGUAUAGUAAUGGGAAUUGGUCAGCAGAUAGACCCCUGCUGCUCAAAAAAGGAAAUGUGAUGUCUCUAUUUCAGACGUAAUCGUUGUAUAGAACGUAGGCUUAUGUUUGUCCUAGGCUGAUGUAAUUGCUUUAAUUAUUGAUGCUUAAAUGUAUUUAGUCCUAUGCGUUAUAGAAUAAAGAACAGAAACUCUGUAGCUUUCCCUUUUUGCAGUAAAACUACACCAACAGCACAUCUAAAAUAAUAUACCCAAUACAACAACACAAUAACGUGUUAGGAUAGAGUUUAAGCCCUCUAAAUAAAUUAUCUUGUCCCAUUGUCUAUGAUGUAUUUAGUGUGUUCAGCAGUUGAUUUGUGGAUCCCAAUGCGUUGUAUUGCCACCAGGCGUCGCUGUUGCACACAAAGUGUGUCCUGAAAACAAAGAGGCAUACACAUGGCCAAUAAGAUCAGGUUAUGCAAAUUAGCUCCAAGAAAAACGGCCUCUUGUAAGCAGAAGAGCAGAAGCAGGAACGUGUCCCGUGUUCAGUCGCGACUUGCUGCAGUCUCACACGUUUCGCUUGACAGUUGCACUGGGCUUCCACAAUCUGCAGAUACACUUUUUCCUCGGAAUACUUUAUCGACACCCAGCAGCACGGAUGUGCAAUAUGACAUUUGAAACCUGUGGAGGCAUCUCUUCAGAAAGGAUGGAAACGGUGUCAAAGGCAAUCGAGGAGAUUCUCAGCUCUGCCUUGCCCCAGGGAUGCGUCACCGCCGGCGUUUACGAAGCAGCCAAAUCUCUCAAUGCGGACCCAGACAACGUGGUCCUGUGUCUGCUUGCGACGGACGAGGAGCACGCGGGAGACGUUGCCCUGCAGAUCCACUUCACGCUCAUCCAGGCCUUCUGCUGCGAAAACGACAUCAACAUCGUGCGAGUGAGCAACAUGCGGCGCCUUGCCGAGAUCUUGGGAGAGAGCAAGCUGGGGGGAGAGCCCGAAGACCUGCACUGUGUUUUAGUAACGAAUCCCCCCUCCACUUUGUGGAAGGACCCUGCGUUGGGAAAGGUGAACACGUUCUGCAAAGACUGCCGGUGUCUGGACCAGUGGCUUCCUGUCAUCAACCUGCCCGACCGAUGACCGCGACGUACACACAGGGCAGCACGACACCAUGUACGUGCGCACGCAAAAAACAGUGUGCCUCGGAGGAAGGAAACGAAACACAAACUUCAUUAGACCCCGGCUAACGGUCCCAGCUCUCAGUUAUCCGUUAUCCGUUUUCCGUCUCCGGGAAUACUCAAGCAAUCGGUUUCCAGGGCAACGAGGAAUAGCGGUGGGAGGAGGAGCGACAGGUGGAUGGAAUACCAACGAAGGAAGAGAUAAAGAAUAAGGAAAAUAUAAAAGCGCCGGGUCAGCGCGGAGAUACCGCGCCAAGAAGGAUGACUCAGCGCUUACAAGGAGUCACAGGAUCUGGCAAGCAUGACUGUGCAUUUGCGGGAACACAUGUCUUUGCGGGAUACCGGAGCAUGUGAUCUGGCACGACGCACGUGGAAGGACACUCAAGGAAUGCAGACAGCGAGAGGUGGCGGGAGAGAGCGAGAGAGACAAAGAGGGAGAAGGGACAUAGAGAGAGACAGAUAGAGAGCUGCUGAACUUGAUAGACUCCAAGAACCAGCCUGGAAUGUUCCAGUUGAACACUAAGGACACUUAGUGUUUUUUUUAACAGAUGCCUUAAAAAACGUUAAUUUAAUGUUUUCUUCAUGUGACCAGCAGACAUUUUGAUAAUUUAAGAAACAAGUCUUAACACGCUGUAAAAGGAGCCAUGCAUCUCAUUGAUCUACUUUUAAGCAAUAAUUUAUUGGAUAAACUGUAUUUAUUUUGCGCAGUAGUCUGACCAGCCUGUCCAUAAUAAUAUAAAAAUGUAAUAAAAUGUUCUUAAAGUGAAGUUUUGAUUUGCUUUGUUUUUAUCUUGCUUGUGUCGAUAAUUAUCAGAUGGUUAUCUAAUACUAUAAAUGGUAUCCUUAUUUUUUUAACUCUGGGUAAUUACUAGCAUUAAGAUUCUGGCCUAAUUGGGUGACCUACACAAUUCAUACAAACCACCAACAGCUGCCUUGGAUGCUAAGUUUCUUUGGUUUUUUCAUGAGUCUUGUUGGGUUCAUUUAAGGUCUAAGCAAAAACCGGAGGCCUGAUAUUCUAAUGUUAAGAAGACAAAGCGUCUUUCCACCCUUUAAUUUACUAACUCUUACCAAAUAUAGGUUUUUUUCUGCGUCAGCGAAUCUGACUGUUGGCAUACUCACAAAAAUAGCAGGUCGACCUCGCAGCUGGGCCUAAAAUACUCUGUGAGAAAGGGGGGGAUUUUUCUCAGGUUUCCCAGAGGCAAAGCCUCUUACAGAAAGGUCAUAGAACAAUG
Gadus chalcogrammus (walleye pollock) is the source of this 3609-nucleotide messenger RNA. RefSeq names its product growth arrest and DNA-damage-inducible, alpha, b (gene gadd45ab). The transcript has 4 exons. The record is from RefSeq and is a predicted model, not a curated record. Lineage: Eukaryota; Metazoa; Chordata; Actinopteri; Gadiformes; Gadidae. Gene Ontology annotation, cellular component: cytoplasm; nucleus. Bases 1863 to 2339 code for a protein of 158 amino acids. Gene Ontology annotation, biological process: regulation of cell cycle.